AUGUGCAGACAAAGGAUGGAACAGAAAAACGGAAGUUCUCUCACUGGGUUUCUCCUACUAGGUUUCUCUAACAGGCCUGGACUGGAGCUGGUCCUCUUUGUGGUUCUUUUGAUCUUCUAUAUCUUCACUUUGCUGGGAAACACAACCAUCAUCGCAUUGUCCCACCUGGACCCACAUCUUCACACUCCUAUGUACUUUUUCCUCUCCAACCUCAGCUUUCUGGACCUGUGUUACACUACCAGCAUUGUUCCCCAGCUCCUGGUUAACCUCAGUGGAGCAGACAAAUCUAUCUCCUUUGGUGGUUGUGUAGUUCAGCUGUUCAUCUCUCUAGGAUUGGGAUGCACUGAAUGUAUUCUCUUAGGAGUUAUGGCAUUUGACCGUUAUGUGGCUGUUUGCAGGCCCCUUUACUACACAGUAAUCAUUCAUCCUCGUCUCUGUCUCCUGAUGGCUUCUGCUUCAUGGAUGUUUGGUGUUGCCAACUCCUUAUUGCACACAGUGGUCAUCUUCCUUUUACCCUUUUGUGGGAGAAAGAAGUUAGACCACUUCUUUUGCGAGAUUCCUGCAUUGCUCAAGCUUGCCUGUACUGACAUCACUAUGAUUCAGUCUGAGAUCUUUUUUGUCAGUGCCUUGGAUCUUCUUUUACCGGUUGCAUUUAUCAUGUUCUCCUAUGGUCGGAUUAUCAGGGCCAUCUUAAGGAUAAAGUCAGCAGCAGGGCAGAGAAAAGCAUUUGGGACAUGUGGAUCCCACCUCACAGUGGUCACCCUGUUCUAUGGCACAGCCAUCUAUGCUUAUCUCCAGCCCAGCAACAACUACUCUCAGGAUCAGGGCAAGUUCAUAGCUCUUUUCUACACCAUUGUUACUCCCAUGAUCAACCCCCUCAUCUAUACACUGAGGAACAAGGAUGUGAAGGGAGCAAUGAGGAAGGUGCUUUGGAAGGACUAUGACUCCAGAUGA
Molecule: messenger RNA, 954 nt
Organism: Equus caballus (horse)
Lineage: Eukaryota; Metazoa; Chordata; Mammalia; Perissodactyla; Equidae
Source: RefSeq, a predicted model, not a curated record